Megalobrama amblycephala (Wuchang bream) is the source of this 2025-nucleotide messenger RNA. It is a transcript of the gene ptk6b, whose product is annotated as PTK6 protein tyrosine kinase 6b. The transcript has 8 exons. Gene Ontology annotation, cellular component: extrinsic component of cytoplasmic side of plasma membrane. NCBI's taxonomy places the organism in Eukaryota, Metazoa, Chordata, Actinopteri, Cypriniformes, Xenocyprididae. Gene Ontology annotation, molecular function: non-membrane spanning protein tyrosine kinase activity; ATP binding; signaling receptor binding. Bases 1 to 1530 code for a protein of 509 amino acids. Gene Ontology annotation, biological process: cell surface receptor protein tyrosine kinase signaling pathway; cell differentiation; innate immune response. The record is from RefSeq and is a predicted model, not a curated record.
AUGGGGGAUUGUUUGAGGAAAUCUUGCCCAUGUCUUAAGACAUUGUGGGACAAAAUAUUCGGGCCCCCAAAGGGCGAUGGAGAAAACAGCGUGAAAUCUGACAGUGGCUGCACGGGCGGAUCUCGUUACGAGCCGCAGCCGCAGCCUCCACCUCGACCUCCGAAGACAGUAGUGGAGAAUGGUGCUGAUAUUUACACUGCUCUGUGGGACUUUGAGGCACGCGACGGACAGGAGCUGUCGUUCAAAGCUGGUGAUAUAUUUGAGAUUAUCAACCGUUCCGGUGACUGGUGGAGUGCGAGGAAACUCGACUCAUUCGGCCGCGGGGAAACCGGUUUUGUUCCGUUCAAUUAUGUGGCGCGAGCGGAAUCUAUACAGUCUCAACCGUGGUUUUUUGGAAAGAUGAGUCGUUCUGAAGCACAGAGUAACCUCAUGUUACCAGGAAAUGAUAAUGGAUCCUUCCUUGUGCGAAUUAGUGAGAGUGACAGCAUGGGCUUCGUGAUCUCAGUGAGGACACAGGACAAAGCAAAACACUUCAAGAUCUACCAGACUAGUGGUCAGUUCUAUGUGGAUCCGUCUCCUACAUUCGCCAGUGUAUUAGAGGUGGUUGAAUAUUAUCGAACUCACCCAUUAUCCACUUCAGACAAACUGAAUCAACCCUGUAUUCGGAAUAAGCCUCAGGUGCAGGGUCUGUCACCCUCCACAGACGAUGAAUGGGAGCUGCCUAAAGAAGAAUUUACCCUUGGAAAGAAGCUGGGUGGUGGCCACUUUGCUGACGUUUACAGUGGCAUGUGGAGAAAUCAGACUAAAGUGGCCAUCAAAAUCCUCAAGAAAACUGAUGCUGUGGUGGAGAAGGAAUUUCAUUUGGAGGUGCAGAUCUUGAAGCGUCUGCGUCACAGGCACCUGAUUGCACUCUUUGCUGUCUGUACUUCCUCCAUCCCAUUUUAUAUCAUCACAGAACUAAUAGAGAAGGGCGACCUGCUUAAUUUCCUCAGAAGUGGAGAGGGUCAAUUUUUGGAAAUGGAGUCUUUGAUUGACAUGGCAGCUCAAGUAGCAGAUGGGAUGGCAUAUUUAGAGGCACAUCACAGUAUUCAUCGAGACCUUGCUGCAAGAAAUGUUCUAGUCGGAGAGGGCUAUCUCUGCAAAAUUGCUGAUUUUGGCCUAGCUCGAGUCAUUAAGGAGCCUGUUUAUGUAUCUGAUGACAAGAAAAUACCAUAUAAAUGGACCGCACCUGAGGCUAUCAGUCGUGGCCAUUUCUCAAGUAAAUCCGAUGUCUGGUCAUUUGGGAUUCUCCUUUAUGAGAUUGUCACGCGUGGAGGCGUGCCUUACCCAGGUUAUCAGCCUGGUGACGUGUAUAGUCUCGUCGCAGAAAGACACUAUAGAAUGCCUUCACCACCCGAUUGUCCACAGGUCAUUUACAACAUCAUGAGAUCUUGCUGGAGAACAGAUCCAGGGGACCGUCCCACUUUUGAUGCUCUGAGGCUUGAACUAGAUCAAGUGAAUGAAGGUUUGGGAACAUAUCCUGAGGAUUGAAAUUCUUAGAUACCAAAACAAGACUGACUGCUAACAAUUGCAACAGACAGAUGCAACGUAAAAUCAUCUUUCAAUCAUCUUUGAUGAAUUAGAUGGACUGUAGUAAUUAGUCCGCCAUAUCAGAUUUCAGAUCACGAGGAAGAUGCACACAUGAAGCACUUUUUGGGACCACUAAGGGCAAAUAAUAAUUUAUUUGUGUUUAGACUUGGAGCAAUAAUUUUUGACUGAGUUUAUUGAGACAGAUGCUGUAGUUGUUGUUGUUGUUUUUUUUAAAUGUAUAAUAAACUGUGUUGUUCUCAGGUAGAGUUGACUGAUUAAAAGACCAUGAAGCAAUUUUAAAUCUAUAAUCAACAAUCAGUCCAGGGGCAUGAAAAUACAAGUUAAAGGUGCCCUCGAAUGAAAAAUUGAAUUUAUCUUGGCAUAGUUAAAUAACAAGAGUUCAGUACAUGGAAAUGACAUACAGUGAGUCUCAAACUCCAUUGUUUCCUCCUUCUU